Pseudo-nitzschia multistriata is the source of this 6963-nucleotide messenger RNA. The record is from the annotation of a GenBank genome assembly. NCBI's taxonomy places the organism in Eukaryota, Bacillariophyta, Bacillariophyceae, Bacillariales, Bacillariaceae.
CUUUAUCGGUCCUUUCACCAAACCGCAUCAGAAAGUUUGGUUGGUUGAUAGGUUUGAAUAAAGGCAACGCAGAAGAAUUUYKAACCGUGUUGGAACGGCACCACGGAUCUCGAAUUCGACAAACAGGGUCUCGCGAAGUGCCCAUCGAUACUACUACGCCGAGAGCCAACGCCGUUCGCUUCGCGGGAAGAAAAACUCUGAAUCGUGACUAAAACAGAGUUCGCCAGCACUGUGUGAGAAUGGCGCAACCCCAAACGUUUCUCGCGAAACAUCCUUUCCAGGGAGAUGCUCGGCAAAGCCAGCUCUCCUUCCCGAAGGGAGCUACACUCAACGCGAGACCCGGUCAGACGGGUGCCUGGUGGUGGGGGUCGUACAAUGGCAAGGAAGGCUGGUUCCCGCCGACGUACGUCCAGCCUAUGGCUUCCCAGGGCAUGGCUUCUCCGCAAUCCGCUUCGUCCAUGACGAUGCAACAACGAAUGCAGAGUGCCUCUUUCACCCCUUCGGUCAAGCAGCUACAGCAACAGCAAUUUGCUCCCUCGGUCGCUACCUCCUUUCAGGGCGCGGGUGCGUAUGGCCAGCCACAAGCAAGUCCUUCGGCCUAUGGGAUGCAAGGGCAGGGACAAGCACUCAACCAAAGCUUUCAAGGAGGCUAUCAACAAGGGAAUGCAGGAAUGGCUCGCCAGUCGAUCCCGGCGCCCAUCGACGAUCCUUUCGCGGGAUUGGAAAACAUGAAUACAGCGCCUGUUCCCGCUCCUUCCAUGCAACAACAACAAGUACAGCAGCCACCCCCUCUAUCGACUACGAACCAGGGCAUGGCCAGUGUGAGUCAAACCAUGGGUCAAAGCACAACUAGUGCACCGAGACCGACUAUGGCGGCAAUGCCGUCUCCGACACAUACCAGCGCCUCACACAGCUCGCAUUCGAGAUCGACAACGCCGAAUGCAAUGUCUAUGAACAAGGCUUCGCAGCCGGCGCCGAUGACGAGCUCCGCCUCGAGGCCUAUUUCACGAUCGUCGUCAAAGUCGCCCACUCCCAUGGACUCGGGGUCGAUCAAGUCUUCGACUUCCCAACCCCAAGCACAACGAAGCGCACAAGAAUCUCGGUCGCGAUCCAAAUCGCCCCAGCCCAUGCACACCAACCCUGCGACCUCUGCCAAACCCGUCAAGCUCUCCAAGGACGAAGUGGAAGCCAGGAAGGCACGAGAAAAGGAACAGGCAAAAAUCAGGGCYCAAAUGCUGAAAGAAAAAGAAGAGAUAAGGAAGGAACAAGAGCAGGUCGCUGUAUCCGGAAUUGGCUCCAGCGGAGUGGCAAUUCUCGCGGGCGCCGACGGCUCGGGAGAAAUCGAAGUUGGCAUUGCGGGUGGUAGUGUUGGAGCGCACGGCGGCAACGAACCCACCUUUAACCCGUAUGAUUUCCUCGCAGGUACUACCGGMGGAUUGCCAACGCGCAAAUUCUCUCCUAUUUUUCGGGUGCCUCCAUUCUGGGCUCUKAUGGAUUUGGAGACMUAUGUGCGACGAUUUCCACUUACUAAGGAGCAACUGGCAGAUCGUAAUGCAGCCUACCAGCAGCUCGCAAAGGCUCUGAGUUUUGUGUGCCACGUGGUUUCUCAAACAGAAGAGGCUACGAGGAAAGGAGUCGGUCGCUUUGCGGCCCUUCGUGGGAGAAGCAGUGGUGUCACCGAAAAAUCGAGUCCCCUGGCUUUUUUGAAGUGGAAUCACAUGGCGUGCGAGGCGUGUGUGAAACUCAUUUCGCUUCUGCCCCAUUCAGCCGGUGCUUCGGGAGAGGCCUUGGAUGGCCUCUUUCUAAAUUUUUUGAACGUUUUUGUUUCGUUGAUCGAAAAUCUUCAAGACAACCAGCAACUUGUUCUUCCUGGAGGGUGGCAGCAACCAAACUACCAUCACCUCUGUUUGUACAUUGUACGAAACUGUGGUGCCGGUAGGUUCAGUUUUACUGUCUGCAACACAGGCAAAGAUGGUUUGCAGUACCAUCCAUCCACUUUUGACUCAGAAACUGGCCAGCAACUAAAGCAACUUGCACUCACGGUUUGGAAUAUUCCCUCAAGAAGAUUAAUGGACUCUACCUUUUGGACUGUCCUCUUCCGGAUGCAGGUCUACCCAAGCAAGAACAACACGGCUGAAUUUCUGUACACGAAACUUUUGCCCAGUUUGAACUCGCAGCCCCUCCGUUCCAAUACGGAUCAGGGUCCGACUGAAUACUUGAAGAUUCCUGACCCUAUCGCUGCUUCUACUUUCCAUCCACUUGCGAAGCUAGUCAUGACUACUAGCCCACAAAAUGGAAUGAGAACGUCAAAGUAUUCGUCUCUACUGUUGAUGAAUGCAGCAGUCGACUUGGCAUAUGCUGAAAUCGAAAUGGCACCGCCUUCUUCCAUGGAUCCAGAGGAUACUCGUAUUUUGAAGUUGACGGGAAGAAAUCUUUCAAAUUUUGCGUCGACAAUAGAUGCCAACUCUGUGGGAGACGGUAGYCUUGGCCGAUCGCUGUCGAGUACUUGGGAUCUUCUCGAUAAACUUCACAAGAAGAUUGGUGUAACUGCCUCUAAAGCCGUUGAUCAAUACAGUCAUGGGCUAUCAAAAUCAGCCCUGAACGAUGACUUUUCAAAGGGUAAAAUCAAGUCGCUUCGGACUGAUGCUGGUUCCGCUGCAUUCCCCCUUUUCGGAAGACUUCGCCGCGAUGAUUACGAAAAUGUGGUAAAAAAAUUGAUGGGAGAACCAAGACCGGAUCCUAUUUUGAUUCCAGCCGUUUUAACCGAUGAAAAGUUGCCUCACGUGGCAACAGAUUACAUGACCGCAUCUUCUUCCUUGCAAAGAGUAGCAGAUGCUUGCAGUCUAUUGCUCCAACAACGUCGUUUGAUAAAGAAUGCCCCUGCUUUUGCUGCAUCUGCUGCACAAUAUGCGGUAACGGUAAUGCUCCCAACCCCCAAUUCGGAUCCAAGGUAUUGCUUUUGGAGGAAAAGCGAGAUGAGAAGAGAGACUCAAGUUAACUUGCUGUUCCUCAUUCGUCGAAUCUGUCGAAUUUACUCCGCAGCAACUGCCUGUGUUCAGCAGUCGCGUGGACUCGUGGCGAUUCGUUCGAUUACCUUUGCCUCCGCGGCGUGCAUUGCGGACGCUAUUUGUCGUGUCAAAGCGUCGGACGAUCCUUCUGCAUUCGCGCUCCAUUAUUCCGGAUUGUGCGAGGGACCCACGCAUCCCUUUGCGAUUGAAGCAGGUUCUUUCGAUACUCUCGGAUCAAAUCUUCCAAUUUAUGACCCGAAUUUGUGCUCUCUUCGUUUCAGGUGUCUGGAUUACAUGCGAGAAAUGACUUUUAAUGAGCACGGAGUGAAACGCAACACGAUUUUCAACUUUGACAAUAGCAUGGUUCCAACGGAAGGUGAUAUUGUUCUUGCAACACAGCUUUCCAUACAGCUUGCUCUUGUGCGUCCCUAUCCUGCCACAGAUGAAGCCCUGCUCAAUCACACAGCAAAAUUGAUCUCUGGUUCUAACGGAUCAAUCCUAGAAGUACUUCCAGAAUUCGGGUACUUCCGUGACAUCGUAUUUCACUUCAAGCAUGCGAUUUCGGGAAAAUCACAAACCGUGGAAGACGUACCAAAGAACAAAACAUGGCUGCCAUCCGAUGCAACACUACACUGGGCGGUGAAACGACGCGAAAAGGACAAGGAAGAUCAAAGAUAUUAUUACAACGUUAGAGCUUUCCAAGGUCACCCGCAAGAGUUUGUCGACAAGAUUGCCCACGAGGCAACCUCUGCUUCGCAAUUCAAGGGUUUUUUGGCUCUUUUUGGCAGCAAACAACGGGCCGUUCGAUCACGGUUGUCGGCAGCCGAUCCAACUACGGUUGUGAAUUCGUGUGGAGAUAAAUUCUUAACCAAGAAGUACGUCCUUUCUCUGCUAUGCGCCGUUCGCAUGAAGAUUGCUUUUGUAUGGCAUCAAGAAACUCACUCUCUUGUCCUUUUUCUUUUUCCUUCAGGGGGAAACAGGUAUCAGUUCGGACCGAGGAUGAUGUUUUGCAUCUCAACAACAAGGAACUGCCCACAUUCGGCAACGUUCUUGCGCCAUCCGACGCCGAGAAAUUCGUUCAAUUUUUGACUGUUCCGUACAUUAGGAUUCCACUCAUAUUGGAUUUCUUCGCCAACGGUGAUCCUGGUAGACUCUCUGCAUUGCGUACAAAAUCUCUGCAGAUGAUUGUUGACGCAGCCAUUUUUGAACCUGGGAGAUGGAAACCAGCAGACUUCGCAGAUGUUAUCAACGAGAUUCCCGUCAAGAAUUUUGACCGGCUCGAAUCACUACUUGCCACAGCCCAYGGUACCCUGUUCAAUGAAAUCGCAAAAUCUCCAGACGUAGUGACAUCCUGUGUUGUGAAGAUUUUGGAGCGAUCGCUAGAUAUGGAUGUUGGAAAGUACACCAAGAAGUCGUCUUCUGGUCCUCUGAUCCUUUACUCUAUUCGUUUAGCUGUGAGAAUUGAAGGAUAUCUCAAGUAUGCUUCCAAGAAGUGUGUCCCUGGUCAACCUAGACCCCGUGGAUUAGAAUCGCUCGAUAAAAUUAAGAUUGAGUCCGCCUUGAAAAAAAUCCGAUCGAUGCUGGACAAUCAGGCGAUUCCCACCCUUGAAUACUGGAUCGAUCCUUCGAGAAAUAAGGUCAAGAAUAUCGAUUCUGCGUGCCUCGUUCAUGCACAUCUGUUGUAUCUGUUCAAGAAUUACGACUACGAAGAUUUGGAUCAUCGUGCGGUCUCAAUUAUCCUUUCCUCACAGGUUUUCUUAACGAUCAAUCUACGUUUCAGCAACAAGGUGUACGAUGACCUCCAAGACAAAAACAACCCGACACAGCCUCCGCCAUCGAUUCAGAUCGCUCAAUCCGAGGUGUUCGAUACUAUUCAAACCCACCGAUACAAUAUCUUGAGGUUCAUCCGAGAAAACAAAGAAAAGGGGAACGCUGCUAUGGAAUCUGUAGUUCGAAUUGCAACGGGUACCGGUGGCAGAGACAAUAAAGAAUCCGAACUCAAACAGCGCCACUGGCAAAGUAUUGGUCACCAAACUUGCUACGGAAGAUUCGUGCCCGAUACAGAGGAUAUCAAGCUCCGAGAUGGAUCAUAUCGUAUUCCAAAGCCUGGGCAAAGCUAUGAAGAAUGGAUGCUUUAUGUGACUACAAAAGCCGUUGGAAUCGAAGUGAAUGUACAACUUAGUGACUUCACACUUCAAAAUCACAAAAUGACUUUGCUUGAUCCGAAUAUUUUAGAGGAUCGAGAUUUUCAGCCAACAAGACUGAUGGCGUUAGGUGGAACGAAGGAUAUAGCCUGUGCUGAAGUAAUGCACACGACAAAUCGCUAUUGGUGGCGUCUCGUUGGCCGUCGUUAUGACGUGCAAUCAUGGGGUCCUGAUCAGAGAAACUACCACGAUCUUAAGGAAUUCAAACAUCCGAAGUACACAAGGAAGUUUCCGAAUGGACUGAAGAGUGGAGAAAGCUGGAUCGCAGCUGUUUUGAAGGAUAAGCUGCCUUUGAUAUUGCCAAAUGUGACGUUGCAUAUGUCGAAUAAAGAUUUUUCGGUCGAACCUUACGUUGUACUCUCUGGAUGGAUAGAAAACAAAAAGAACCCUAAUGCCAUUUCGACACACACUCUGAAGGAAGUUGUUGUUUGGCAGCAUCCACCGGCAAUCACUGUUUUCAAUGUUGUGGAAUAUGGACGAAGGCAUUUGCGAGUUGUUGAGUACGCCUCUAACAUAUCCACUUCACUGCAUGAACUUCAAAAAGGAGAACCUUAUCCUGAUCGUGUAGGUGGUAUUCUUGCAAUGUCAGCUGGUGUACCCAUGGAUACUAUCGAUGCUUCGCCCUCUCUAAUUGUGACGAGAGCUCUCAGUUCUGAACUUGGAACUCAGACCUUCUUGCCUGAGAGGUUUCUAGCUGGUUUGAUACCUACCUCUCUUGUCGAGAAAUACAUGUUCUGGCAGAGCGAAAACGAUGAUAUCAUCGGUUAUGAAAAAGUAAAAACAUCCAGUGAAGAAGAUGAUGAAGAUGACGACGACCCACUGAAGAAUAAAGACGACCUCUCGUCGACUCGGCUCAAAGUAACACUAUCAAAAGAUCCUGGGCUCGAUACAACAGGAUUUUGUAAUACUGAAGCCGAGGCGUUAGUGCAGAGAAUACCGGUGUUGAACGCAGAUCCUCUGACUGAGUUGGUAGACCCAAAUCGUCCAGUACUCACCCUCCUGAAUGCUGUAUCUGCUCCUCCUUCUUCGUUGCUGAAGAGGGUAGGAAUGAUGCUUUCGAGACUAGAUAAUCUCGCACACGUACUUGUUUGGAGCAAAUCAAAUGUUCAGACAGCACACGCACAUGCUUCCAUUGAUCUUAUUGAGCUACCUCGUGUAAAUCUGUCAUUCAAACCAAGAGUGUUUACCACUACCGAUGGAGAAAAAGAGUUCAGAAUUUAUAGCAAUGAUUACGACGGGUUAUUCAUUGCUACCUCUAGUGAAGCACGAGAUAUGGCUGAGACGUUGCUGGGCGAUGUGUCACAUUUUGUUGUCUUACAGAACGCUGAGAACGACCUAUUCAUUUUGAUGCCUGGAUGCGCGCUACCACGUAGGUUACAUACAGACGGGUCCCGCUUGUCUGUGCAGGUACUUUUGGAUCGGAGAAAUCAAGAAUGGAUUGAGAACAUUGGCGAAGUGCGCUGUUAUCUUUACCCUAUUCAUAAUUCAAGAUCAUUCUUGGUGACGCCUUCACUUGCGUCAUCUUUGUAUUUAAUGCUGAUGCACUUCAUUACGGGAUCUUACCAGAAUGUUUAYAAGAUGAUGGAAUCUUGUGUAAGCGAGGAAUUAACACCAGAAGAGGUAAGUUCGUACUCCAGUCAAGUUGAUUCAUUGUUUAUUUUUUACUUUGAUCAUGUGUAUUAACUUAUCUAUGUUUUGCCUUUUCUCUUUUCCAUUUGAUGAUUUAAAAGCAACAAAUAUUUAACCAGCUU